Molecule: messenger RNA, 3116 nt
Organism: Syngnathus typhle (broad-nosed pipefish)
Lineage: Eukaryota; Metazoa; Chordata; Actinopteri; Syngnathiformes; Syngnathidae
Gene: stat3
Product: signal transducer and activator of transcription 3 (acute-phase response factor)
Exons: 24
Coding region: 250-2631 (793 amino acids)
Biological process (GO): defense response; regulation of cell population proliferation; leptin-mediated signaling pathway
Molecular function (GO): RNA polymerase II cis-regulatory region sequence-specific DNA binding; DNA-binding transcription factor activity, RNA polymerase II-specific
Source: RefSeq, a predicted model, not a curated record
UGGCAGCCAUUGACGGACACUACUGUCAGUCAAGCAGACUGGAGUUUUUUUGGCUGGAAACGCCGCAAUGUAUACAGAGUUUCAGACGGGGGACCUCGACGACGUGGGUGUAAACUUGUGACAGUUUCCUGCGUCUCUAUCUUUAUACUGAAAUAUUUUGUUCGGCGGAAAAGUAGUGAGGGCUGGCAGGAAUAUCGCUACAAACGUCGUAAAGGAGCAAGGGUUAUUACAAGUCAGGUGUCGGUCAAGAUGGCCCAGUGGAAUCAGUUGCAGCAGCUGGAGACCAGGUAUCUGGAGCAGCUCUACCACCUGUACAGCGACAGCUUCCCAAUGGAGCUGCGGCAGUUCCUCGCACCCUGGAUUGAAAGUCAGGACUGGACUUUCGCUGCCAACAAGGAGUCUCAUGCCACCCUGGUGUUCCAUAAUCUCCUGGGCGAGAUCGACCAGCAGUACAGCCGCUUCCUGCAGGAGAACAACGUCCUCUACCAGCACAACCUGCGGCGGAUCAAGCAGCACCUGCAAAGCAAGUACCUAGAGAAACCCAUGGACAUCGCCCGCAUCGUCGCCCGCUGCUUGUGGGAGGAGCAGCGGCUGCUACAGACGGCCACUGCUGCCGCGCAGGAUGGACAGGCCGCCCACCCGACUGGGACGGUGGUGACGGAGAAGCAGCAGAUUCUGGAACACAACCUUCAAGAUGUCAGGAAACGAGUCCAGGACAUGGAACAAAAGAUGAAGAUGCUGGAGAACCUGCAGGAUGAAUUUGAUUUCAACUACAAGACACUAAAAAGCCAAGGAGAGCUGAACCAGGACCUGAACGGGAAUAGCCAGGCGGCAGCUACCAGGCAGAAAAUGGCUCAGCUAGAGCAGAUGCUGAGCACCCUGGACCAGCUCAGACGGCAAAUUGUGACGGAGAUGGGAGGCUUACUGACCGCAAUGGACUACGUCCAGAAGAACCUGACAGACGAAGAACUGGCAGAAUGGAAGCGACGACAACAAAUUGCCUGCAUCGGAGGGCCGCCAAACAUCUGUCUGGACCGCCUCGAAACAUGGAUCACGUCCUUGGCCGAGUCCCAGCUCCAGAUUCGACAGCAGAUCAAGAAGCUGGAGGAGCUUCAACAGAAGGUGUCCUACAAGGGAGACCCCAUCGUCCAGCACCGGCAUGCCCUUGAGGAGAAGAUUGUGGACUUGUUCAGAAACCUCAUGAAGAGUGCAUUUGUAGUGGAAAGACAACCGUGCAUGCCCAUGCACCCGGACAGACCACUGGUCAUCAAAACAGGCGUGCAGUUCACAAACAAAGUCAGGCUACUUGUGAAGUUUGCCGAGCUCAACUACCAGCUGAAAAUUAAAGUUUGCAUUGACAAGGAGUCUGGAGACGUGGCUGCUAUCAGAGGGUCCAGGAAGUUCAACAUCCUCGGCACUAAUACAAAAGUCAUGAACAUGGAAGAGUCCAACAAUGGCAGCCUGUCGGCGGAGUUCAAACACUUGACCCUCAGAGAGCAGCGGUGCGGGAACGGCGGACGCACCAACAGUGACGCGUCUCUUAUCGUCACCGAGGAGCUCCAUCUGAUCACUUUUGAGACUGAAGUCUAUCACCAAGGCCUGAAGAUCGAUCUGGAGACGCAUUCGCUGCCGGUGGUGGUCAUAUCAAACAUUUGCCAGAUGCCAAACGCAUGGGCGUCCAUCUUGUGGUACAACAUGCUCACCGACCAGCCCAAGAAUGUGAACUUUUUCACCAAGCCGCCGGUGGGGACGUGGGACCAAGUGGCUGAAGUGCUCAGCUGGCAAUUUUCGUCCACCACCAAAAGAGGCCUGACCAUCGAGCAGCUCACCACACUGGCUGAGAAACUCUUAGGGCCGUCUGUCAACUACUCCGGCUGUCAGUUUACAUGGGCCAAGUUCUGCAAGGAAAACAUGGCCGGCAAAGGCUUUUCUUUCUGGGUGUGGCUGGAUAACAUCAUUGAUCUGGUCAAAAAAUACAUCCUGGCGCUGUGGAAUGAGGGAUACAUCAUGGGCUUCAUCAGCAAGGAGAGAGAGAGGGCCAUUCUCAGCCCCAAACCGCCGGGCACAUUUCUCCUGCGCUUCAGCGAGAGCAGCAAGGAGGGCGGCAUCACGUUCACGUGGGUCGAGAAGGACAUCAACGGCAAGACUCAGAUCCAGUCCGUGGAGCCGUACACCAAGCAGCAGCUCAACAACAUGUCCUUCGCCGACAUCAUCAUGGGUUACAAAAUCAUGGACGCCACCAACAUUCUUGUUUCCCCCCUCGUGUACCUUUACCCCGAAAUUCCAAAGGAGGAAGCUUUCGGGAAGUACUGCAGGCCGGAAGCGGCUCCUGAACCCGAGUUGGGAGACUCCACGAGCGUCAUUCAGCCGUACUUGAAGACCAAGUUUAUUUGCGUUACCCCGUGUCCCUCCGUGUUCAUGGACUUUCCGGACAGUGAGCUGCUUGGGAACGGAUUCGCGGGCACAAACUCGGGCAACACCAGCGACCUUUUCUCCUUAUCUCUGUCCCCGCGCACGCUGGACUCGCUGAUGCCCAAUGAAGCGGAUGGUAAUCCGGGACAUCUGGAAUCUUUGACUCUGGACAUGGACGUCGCUUCUCCCAUGCAUGUGAACACGUCCAACUUGGUUUGAUUUUACAGAUGAUUGCGACGCUUGCGUCACUUUCAACCGUCGCCUCACACGGUGACGUGCGAAAAUGAUAUCAUUUUUAAAUAUGCGUUUUGAAAUGUAUGUGCGUGUCAUGAGUUUCAUCGCCGUAUAAGCUACGUCAUUGUUUUAAAACAUACUUUUGUGUCUUACUUUUUAUCCCUGCCAAAUGUAAUUAUGCAAAUGUAGUGAUUGCCAUUUUUACCGUAUUCAUCUUCAAGAACUAUAAAACAUCAUGUACAGUACAUACUUACGUUUCAUUAGCCCUCUUUUGUCUUCUGUUUUCAAUGCUUUUGCUUUGAAUCUGUCUUGAGUUUUAUUUUCUCCUAACACGUGGUGUUAAAAAUCUCGGUUUCCAAAUGAGUAUUUGGGAAACAACUGCCAUGUUAGACCAUUGUUUCUUGUACAAAGACGAAUGUUACUUUUACGAGUCAUUAUAUUUAGGCAAUAAAAGAAAUUCAUACUGAAAA